GCCACAGCUCUCGUAAGAGACGCCCGUGAUUUUGCACCCCCGCUCGAACAGAAUUUACCGAACUAUACGACGAGGGUGCACCACGGUUUUCUCUAUCUUUCUCUCUCUCUCUCUCUCUCUUUCUCUUUCUUUCUGUCUCUUUCUUUCUCUCUCUGUCUGUCAUUCUUUCUUUCUUUCUCUCUCUCUCGCACCAUUCUCGCCUUUCCUCUCGCGCUCCCGUUCCAACGUCUUCUCUCCUUCUCGCUUUCAACUUUUCUCUCCUCCGCUCGGCCGUACCAUUCGUAUCGCAACGACCGCUGUACCUCGCCGGAUAAUACGGUGAUAAAUGACGAGUGAGUGGUGACUGGGGGAUACGAGCCUCGGCCGUUUCGAUCUCGUCUCGAUGCCUCGUGGUGAUGUGGGUGCUAGUGAUGAUGAUAGUGGCGGGUUGAUACGAGGCGACCACGCUGUUCGCGAUUGAGUGUAGGCGGACGCGCCUUUCCCGCCAGUGUGUAUCUCAACAAACAGUACGGCUAAUCGCGUUCUGACCAUAUCGCCGAUAAUUUGUCUUCAGGAUCUUCUACAUGUCAUUCACGUGAUUCCGGUUUGGAGCGCGAGCUAUAAACGUUGAGAGGGUCAGGGUGAUCGACCGGGAGACUGCGACGCUUCGUGACACCGUUGUUGCAUUUCCGAGACAUGUAUUUAUCUAUAAAAGCUUAUCCUCGCGAAACGGUAAACAACAAAAGCCCGCGAUCGACGAAGGAACAAAUGUACGUUUCCGCGUUUUAAAUUAUUUAUUAUUGAUCGAGUCAUCGAUCCAGUAUCCAUCGCGAGUUUCCUUCGGCGGAUUUGCAUCAGCUAUAAUACGCGCUAUCAGCGAUUCACACGAUAAUUUCACGCGCCUCAGUGACCCAGUUGAUGAUCGAUGACGGUGAGUCGCGAGGAAUCACGUGGUCGAUUUUUAUUCGCGAUACCGUAAGCAUAUACAAUUUAUAAUGAAAUUUAUCCAGUUGACUGUCAUCGGCAAAACGAAUCGAAAUUCCAGAGCUAUUAGCGCGAUCGGUCGAUGCUUAUAGCAGGCAUUACUAUGGCACUCGGUUAGUCGCUGACAUUCAGAAUGAACUAUGUGCAUCACACAGGUACGAACUCCUUGACCUCUUAAAGUCACGACACGACACGACACGACACGAAGAGUAUACUUCACAGCGCGAGUAUGUGUAAACCGCUUUCGACAAUACGGUGAAGCUAAGCUCAACCGAGAAUUGCAAUGGCGAUAUAACUCGAGGAGACUUGCGAUCGAAAGCUUUUCGAGAUUUCAAGAGGUUCGUCGUUGACACGGAGAAAGCACGUUAAAUCUGGUCUUUACAAGUUUCACCCUGUGUGUCUCACGAAUCCGCAAUACGGCGUAACCACCGUCGUAAUCCGUUAUACGCAACAAAAAUUACCGACAAGUGAAAUCGGCGCAAACUUUGAAAGUGCGAAAACGGAUUGCGAAAAGUCCCUAUCAUCAUCCAUCACGCGCGAACACUUAUCAACAUUCUUCGCUAUUGAGACUGUCAAUAUAUAUAUAUAGCAAAUUUAUCGGAUCUUUUAUCUAUCUGCAAUUCAUUUCCAGUAAGUCAUUUUAAAAUAUUGAGAAGACAAACCGUUGCACGGUGUAAUUUUGCAGCAUAGUGCAUCAACAUCAUUAACCGCGUCCACGGCUGCUCUCUUUUGUACUGUGAACUUUUGAUCUUGGAUCGCGAAAUUUUUAAUGUCCCCCUCCCAAACAAAGAAGUACGAUUUCUGUAUUUAAAUCAAUUUUGAAUGGAGAUUUCACGAGUGUUUUAAUUGACAAAAAUGUGUUCGAAUGUGCGCAACGUAAAGUAUAAUUUAAAAAAUACUACUAUUACUACAGAAAUCGAUCCCGGUGUUCCGAAAUAUAUCAGAUGCAAUCGUAAUGAUUGAAACUUUGUCAAAAAUCGAUUUCGAGACGAAAUAAGAAGAGAGAAAUCGGGGGGAAACUGCUCGCAUUAUAAUUCUUUUAUAUUUCCAAAUUCUGCUGACUAAUUCAUCGACAACAACGUGACGGAUAUCGAUUAGCAGAGAUCGAAUCGAGACAAUUUAGCGAUAACAUGAGAUCGACGAAAGUGGUACAGGAUCGAAAGGGAUGAUCGAGCAUAGGUCCCAAUGACAUCUCGGCGGGGCGGGAGCGAGGGGUAUAAAAGUCCUCCCAGCCCUCCGAGCAGCGGUUCGGAGGACAAUGGUUUCACGAACCGACCUCGAGUGGUCGGACUCUACGUAAAAAAUCUGAGUAGAGAAGAAUUGGAUGAAUUGGCAAAGGAGGGUAUCUACGGGCCAACGGGAAAUCCGAACGAUCGACCUAGAGACAGCGGUAGUCAGAGAAGUCUUAAUCUCCCAGGCAGCAGCAGAGACUUUGACGGUCAGGAUUAUAUCAGAGGAGCAAUCUCCAGGACACCUCAGCCAUUCAGAAGAUCCGGUGUCAGAGUCAGACAUCGGGAAUUCAGUGAGAACUUAGUGCGGAGAGACCAUCAUGGCUCGCUUCCGAUGGAAAGAAGUUGGCCGAGGCGACUGGAGGAUCGUCCGGGGCAGGCUUCGCCGGAGAGAUCCGCUCGAGGGUCCUCCGAGUUUCCUGUCGGUUGGAAAGAGCAGUUCGUACGGCCCGGCAUAUCUUUGUCUUCCAGACAAAGUUCCAUCAAUGUGCAAAUCAUUGACGAGGAGUCUCGGCCACGUCGCUUCGGAGAAGGCUCGAGGUACUCCGAAGGACUUUCGCCCCGUGUUCCUUCCACGAGAGGACCCGACAAAGAUCAACGAUCGUCGAAGUCGGUCGAGCGAUCGCCGCCGUCGGUUGAUCGAUCGCCGCCGUCGUACGCGGGCCUAAGUCCGCCUGAAUACACCGAGUACGAGGAAUCGCAGGCGGCCAAGAUUCGCCCUAAGACUACGACGAGAGCUUAUCGGAACGGCGACAAGGAACGUGAGCCAUACAAACAUCCAAGUUCACCGGCAGAAGAAAACCAGGACAUUUUCAAGAAAAUGAACAUUGGCGGAGCAAAGGAAAUUUCGAGUCCAUCGCGAACAUCUCCGGUGACAGAAAAACCAAUUUCUCCAGAGUCUAAGAAAAGCGAAUCCCCACCGAUUAAGAGAGUCGGCUCCAGAAUGCAAGACAGCACGAGACUGCGUCCGCCAUUGGCCGGAACCGCCGGGACUUCCGCCGAUUCCGGUACCGGAGAUUCCGGAAGUGCAGAGAUCCAGGCGGAUGUCGUGACCCCUCAAGCUACAUCGGAUGACGUUCUCGAUUCUAGCGUGUCCAAGAUCGAGGACAAGUCGCCAGUCGCGAGGACACCCGGCACCAAGGGCGGCAAGCAAACAGUAAAGCCAUUCACGAAGGAGAGUCUCGAUAGGUGGGAAAACAAGACUGUGCAAUUAGUGCGCGAAUAUGGCUUUCAACCUAAGAGAAAAAUGUCGGUGGAAGAUGGUGCCGUACUGCCAAAUAAAUUUGAACCAUUUCCGACUAAGUUCUAUGGCAGGCCAUUGGAGGAAAUCGACAAUUUCAUCUACGAUGAGACAUUCUGCGUGGUGUCCAAGAGGUUUCGCAAGAAUUACAUCCAUAGGUUUACGGCGACUAAUAGUUGGUUUAUAUUCUCUCCGUGGAAUCCUGUACGACGAUUCUGUAUCUUUCUAAGUACGAAUCAGUACUUCGAUUACGUGGUCAUGACUACUAUACUUCUUAAUUGCGUCUUCCUGGCCAUGACCGAAACCAUGGAGGAAGCAGAAUAUGUUUUCCUAGGCAUAUACACGGCGGAAAUGGUGAUAAAAUCAAUAGCGAAGGGAUUUAUACUGAACAAGUACACUUAUCUACGGAAUCCAUGGAAUUGGUUGGACUUCGUGGUGAUUACCAGCGGAUACGCGACUAUGGGGAUGGAAGUCGGGAAUCUGGCCGGUCUCAGGACGUUCAGGGUGUUGAGAGCACUUAAGACUGUAUCCAUUAUGCCAGGUCUAAAGACUAUCAUCAACGCACUGUUGCACAGCUUCAAGCAACUUGCCGAAGUAAUGACACUGACGAUUUUCUGCCUGAUGGUUUUUGCACUGUUCGCUUUGCAGGUUUAUAUGGGAGAACUUAGAAAUAAAUGCGUGAAGCAUCAAGAGCCGAACGCCACGCAAAUCGAUUGGAUCGAGUGGACUUGGAACUCAUCCAAUUGGGCGUUCAACGAGGCUGAGGAGCCAAUCAUUUGCGGCAAUGUAACCGGCGCCAGGCACUGUAACGAAAGCUACACUUGUCUCUGCGUUGGCCCUAAUCCAAACCACGGUUACACCAACUUCGAUAAUUUCCUGUGGUCAAUGCUCACCACCUUUCAGCUGAUUACCUUGGAUUAUUGGGAGGAUGUCUACAACAAGGUGUUGUCGGCGUGCGGACCUAUUAGCGUCUCGUUCUUCACGGUGGUCGUAUUCUUUGGAUCAUUUUAUCUACUAAACUUAAUGCUGGCCGUCGUGGCGUUGAGUUAUGAAGAGGAAGCCGAGAUUACAAACGAGGAACGAAGGAAAGACUUGACGGACCAUCGUGAGGACUCGACGUUUAGUUUCGACCCGUCAAAGAUCAACAUUAAGACCCUAACGAAAGAUAAACAAAAGAGAAUAGACGCCCGUAAAGGCGUAUUGCUCAGCAGUUAUACAAGAAAGAAGACGCGUAGAAGAAAACGUGGAAGGAGCAGCGCCGGUCAGGAGAAAAACGGUGGUGCUCGCAGCAGGUCCGUGACACCCAGCCCGAGUCCGAGUCCCAGGCACUCCAAUGUACGACCCUCUCACUUGCCGCUCCAGAACAUCAGUCCCAGACUGCCGGAACCCAAUACGGUUCACCGGCUGGCACCGAACCGGGGCAUGCUGCACUCCAGACAGGCCAGUAACAACAGUAAUCAACAGUCAUCGCUAGACGAUUCGGGGGUGGUGGACGAUCACGAUGGCGACGACGUCACAUCGGCCGAGGAGCAGCAUGACAAACGCGAGUCGCGAGAACAUCGCGCCGAAAGAUCGCAGGAGAAGUCUCCGAGGGAGCAUAGCAGGACUCAGCUGGCUCAACAGCAGCCACGUCCGGAUUGCCCACCAGCACCGGUCACGGUGUCGGUGAGGACUGGUAACCGAGAGAUUCGGGUACUCAAGUGCAACGGGGUCAAAACGAAGAAACAUAUGUACACGCUGCCGCCAGAGUACCUGUCGCACAUUGUAGUUUUAGAUGAUCUUCCAGAUAGAAACUGCGAUAAAUGUAUUCAAUGCUGCGUAGAUUACGAAGGAUGGCUACGAUUUCAGAACGGCCUGUAUAAGGUGGUGAGAGAUCCCUUGUUCGAGCUAACGAUCACCCUUUGCAUCGUCCUAAACACCGGUUUCCUGGCGAUGGAGCAUCAUGGCAUGAGCGAGUCAAUACGGCAAGCGCUCAACAUUGGCAACAAAGUGUUCACCAGCAUCUUCACAUUCGAAUGCUUCCUGAAACUCCUGGCGCUAAGCAAGGAUUUCUUCAACAAUGGCUGGAACAAUUUUGAUUUGAUCAUCGUCUCCGCGUCGCUUAUCGAUUUAACAUUCGAGUUGGUGGACGGUUUGUCAGUGAUACGUGGUCUCAGGCUGCUACGCGUUCUGAAGCUUGCUCAGUCUUGGACGACCAUGAAGGUUCUCCUCAGUAUCAUCAUUUCGACGAUCGGCGCGCUCGGUAAUCUGACCUUCGUCCUGGUGAUUGUGAUCUACAUAUUCGCUGUGAUCGGCAUGCAGUUGUUUAGUAAAGACUACACUCUGGAUAAGUUCUAUCCGGACCCAGUGCCACGCUGGAACUUCAACGAUUUCUUCCAUUCGUUUAUGAUGAUAUUCCGUAUCCUAUGCGGCGAAUGGAUCGAGCCACUGUGGGAUUGCAUGCGCGCGGAGAGGGACGACGGGCCAGGCACAUGCUUUGCCAUUUUCCUGCCAGCUCUGGUAAUGGGCAAUUUCAUGGUCCUCAACCUCUUCUUGGCGUUGUUGCUCAACAGUUUUAAUUCCGAGGAGCUGAAGCAGAAGAAGGAGGAGGUCGGCGAAGACUCGAAGCUCGCGCGAUCGUUUGAUCGUAUACGGUCAAUCGUACGCAAGCAAAAGUACCGCAAGGAGAAUUCCGAGAAUGAGAAAAACAUUCGGCUGGAACAGAUCGUGCGCGAGGUGAUGGACAAGUCGGAUAGGGAGAAAUACGCGAUCCAAGAAACCGUGCUGAGCCUUCCCAAAGACAAUAUUUACAAUAGGUCGUAUCAGGAGAGUCUCAAUCAGCCGGUCUUCACAUAUGAUCCGAUCUAUCGCCAGGCCACUCUCACUACCUACAGCCAGAGCAGCCAAGAGACAGUUAAGGAAAACAAGAAGUUAACCGAGAAGGACAACAGUAACGAAACCAAUCCCGAGGAGAGUAUAGAACUGGACGUGCUCAAAGACACUAACAAGACGGAUGAAGAAGCGGCUAUGUUGCCAGAAGAAAAGCCACCUGCACAGAACGAUGAUAUGGAGAAACGUCCAUGGCACGCCCUCGUAAGUUACGUGGAUGAACUCACGGUCGGAGGUAGAAGAGACAGUAAAGGGAGAUACAUCGACGGGAUGGGCUCGUUCCCGGGAUUUGGCAGAAAUAAGGAGCGGAGGGAGCCGCUCGAUUGCUUUCCCCAGCACUUUUAUCAAAAAUGUAGCUGUAUUAAUCAUUGCCUCGCUACUGAUAUCGGCAAGAAGUGGAUAGAAGUUCGUACGGCCGUUCUGUCGGUGGUGGACACGCCUGUUUUCGAAUGGAUGAUACUAGUUUUCAUUUUCGCAUCUUCCAUAACGCUGUGCUUUGAGGAUAUCUACUUGGAUGACAAUCCUUUUUUAAAGAAACUUCUCUACUGGACCAAUCUUGGCUUCUGCGCACUUUUCAGCAUCGAGAUGCUCUUGAAAUGGCUAGCCCUAGGCUUCUGUAAAUACUUCACCAGUUUCUGGACAAUCCUGGAUUUUAUAAUCGUUUUCGUAUCCAUGUUUAGUCUUUUGAUAGAAGAAAAUGAGAACCUCAAAGUAUUACGAUCGCUAAGAACACUACGCGCCCUGAGGCCGCUGCGGGCGAUCUCGAGAUGGCAAGGCAUGAGGAUCGUAGUGAACGCGUUGAUGUAUGCAAUACCCAGUAUAUUCAACGUGCUCCUCGUCUGUCUCGUGUUCUGGCUUAUAUUCUCGAUAAUGGGCGUUCAAUUCUUUGGCGGCAAGUUUUUUAAAUGUGUCGACGAGUACGGGGAAAUGCUGGACAUCUCGUGAAUACCAAGGAGGAGUGUUUCAGCAAAAACUACUCUUGGGAGAACAGCAAGAUCACUUUCGAUCAUGUUGGCAUCGCUUACCUGGCUUUGUUUCAAGUGGCGACUUUCGAGGGAUGGAUGGAGGUGAUGGAG
This is a messenger RNA of Formica exsecta, 7376 nucleotides long. RefSeq names its product sodium channel protein 60E (gene NaCP60E). Gene Ontology annotation, biological process: membrane depolarization during action potential; neuronal action potential; sodium ion transmembrane transport. NCBI's taxonomy places the organism in Eukaryota, Metazoa, Arthropoda, Insecta, Hymenoptera, Formicidae. The transcript has 15 exons. The record is from RefSeq and is a predicted model, not a curated record. Gene Ontology annotation, cellular component: voltage-gated sodium channel complex; plasma membrane. Gene Ontology annotation, molecular function: voltage-gated sodium channel activity. The coding region runs from base 2149 to 7245 and encodes 1698 amino acids.